Molecule: messenger RNA, 1832 nt
Organism: [Candida] anglica
Lineage: Eukaryota; Fungi; Ascomycota; Pichiomycetes; Serinales; Debaryomycetaceae
Source: the annotation of a GenBank genome assembly
CAAAGCAUGAUUGCCUAAAGGGUUUGCUGGAAGAUUGUUCCUUUCUGGUAUAUCCACCAGCAUAUUUCUGGCUAUGCACCCUAAAGUAGACGAAAUUAGUGAAUCAUGACACAACCCUUCCCCAACCUUACCAUAUUUGCAGAUCAAAGUGGGACUGAUACCAGCUCGUUUAACGGGUACUUUGGGGGUAGGACAUGUGGAUAUAAAAGAGAUAUGAAUCCACGUCAAUAGAGUUUAACUUUACACAUUCCAUAGAAAACUUUCUAAUCAAUACCACAUCUACAAAUACAUACAUAUACAAUGAAGUACUUUGCUCCUAUAACAACUUUGGCUUCGAUUCUUGCUGUUGCCUCUGCUGAAUCUUUAUCUACUAUUCUGUCAACCAUAGUGUCGUCCACUUGCACAUCAUCAGCUUCUGUUGUGCCACAAUCUUUCGUGUACUCAAACAACUCCAUUCCAGUCACAUCUUCCUCAACUUCCACUCGUCACAAGACUACUUUAUACGAAUAUGAAACCGAUUCUCAAAACUCUGUCUUUGUUGUCACCAAGACUAUCUGCGAUGAAAACAGUGAUUGUGUAACCACCACCGAUCUUGAAAGCUUAACUACUCUUACCACUGAAGUUGAUGGUGUUUUGACUGUGUUAACUACUGUUACUCCAGUAUCGACAACGCCAGAAUUAUCCGCUGUUUCUACUAAGGCUGCUGCUGCUGGUGGUGCCUCUACCACUUCUGCUAUUACCACUUCUGCCGUUACCUCUUCUGCUGCUGGUAAGAAAACCAAGACUCUUGUUGACACUAUCGAAGACAACUCUAUCACCUUGGUCACCAAGACUGUUUGCAGCGCUGAAAAACCAUGUUACACUACUGUUGAAACUGAAUCAUUGACCACUUACACCACCACUGAAAAUGGAAUUGAAACUGUUAUCACUACUGUUUGUCCAAUCUCUGAAACUACUCCUGCUAGCAAGGCUCCAGUUCCUACCACAACUGCUGCUACUGUUACUCCAACUCCAGAAACAGAUUCUACCAUUACUGAAACUGAAAAGUCAACCACUGUUAUCACUAUUACCUCUUGUAGUGACAACAAGUGUUCUGCUGUUCCAGUAACCACCGGUUUGACUCAUGUCACAACCACCGUUAACAAUGUCGUUACUGACUACACCACUUUCUGUCCAUUGUCUUCAGAAGUUCCAACAGAAUCUACCGAAGUGAUCACCCCAACCACCACUCCAACCACUUCAUCUUCUACCACUUCUUCAACUUCUACCACUGAAUCUACUACUGAAGCUACUACUGAAUCUACUACUACUGAAUCUACUACUGAAUCUACCACUACUGAAUCAGCUACAACUGAAUUCACUUUCUCUACAUUUGUUCCAACUACUGCUAAGACUGUGUCCACUGCUGACACUACUGUCAAUGUUAUCACUAACAACAUUGUGACCGAAACCCCAGUCAUUCAAUCACAAACUUUCUACACCUUACCAUCAUCUGAAGCUCCAAGCAUCAGCUCUUACAACGGUGUCGGUAAAGUCAACGCUGUUGGUGUUGCUGGAUUGAUUAUUCCAUUCGUCUUUGCUCUUGUGUAAUGAGUUUAAAUUUUGCACCCAAAUUCAAGAACCAUCAAUGACCUCAAAGUGUUAAUAGACGAGCCAAUUAUUCAACUCUACACUUUACCUAUACCUGGUAGAACGUUGCAUUGGUCCUUCGAGUAAAUGCGUCCUUAAACUAAGCUGAAGUGGCGCGAACCGGAAUAUCAGAGCGAGUACCCAGGUUCAUGAUUGUAUACUAAUGACUUCAAAUAAAUAAUAAGAAACAUAAGAAAAAAUAA